CAAAACCAAUUUUGACAAUUGAACAAACUAUUCUGCAUAUGAUGGCUCACACAAUGACACAAUGCUGACACAUUCUGGAGAUGACGACCAUUUGACUGAGAAUCAGCUAGAUCAGGAAUAUCUAUUCAUUUGGAAAAUGUGCUAAAUGUGAGUUAAUUGUGCUAACUUUAGGCUACUUGUACAUAACCAAAACAGAGAUGCAGUAAAACAAUUGAGACAUGUACUAAAGCAUCUGUAAUUUGAUGAAAGCAGUGAGAAAUGCCGUUCUGUUGUCAGCAGCUGAAGGUUACUUCUGGUAUUUGUCCAUGUUGUUUUGAGAAUGUCAUCUCGGUUUCAAGAAAUGAGCCAAACCAAUGGAGAAAAACUGUAACUAGACCUCGUUGUUCUCUGUAUAAUGACAAUAAAGCACGUUCUACUCUAUUCUUGGUUUGGAGCUGUGCUGCAGGUUUCUUCCAGCAAGUGGAGCUGCAGGAUUAACCAGAGUAACCAGGUUAACCAUCAUCAUCAUCAUCAUCAUUGUCGUCAUCGUGAAGUUAGGUUAACUGAGACUGAAAGAGGAAGACGAGGAGGAAACAAGACAGACGGCUGCAGGACGAAGAGCGACAGAAAACCAGAAACAGACGAUUAAACUGUCUGUCUGUCCACCUAUCUGUCUGUCUGUCUGUCUGCCUGCAGACAUGUCCUCCUGGGCUGACAGUAAGACAGCCUCCCAGUUUGCGUCUCUCACCUUGAGGUUGAAGGACAAGCUCCACUCACCGCGAAUAAGAGGCUCUGAGCGAAUCAAAACCACCGAAAGUCAAAGCGUCAAACCACCUGACCUGCACCUGCAGCAACACACGGUACACACACUGUGUGACAGUCUGAACACGACAUCACUGAGACAUCAUCAGCAGUGUGGGUUUCUGGGUAAUGCUGUUCAUGAAGGUUGUGUUUGUCAGUCGGAUGGUGUGUUGGUGGACCAGCAGCGGGCCGUCCUCAGCUCCCUGCAGUACUUCAAAGCCCUGGUGGACAGACUGGGAGUGGACAGACCCGGCCGGGACAAACUGGUCCUGGACCAGUCGGUGGUGGGCCGGCUGCUGGGCGGGGCGUCCUCUGGCGUCCUGGAGGCGGUCCAGACUCUGGUCCAGCUGGACCCACAUCUGCACAACAGUAAGACCAUCUCCGCCUGUCUCACACGUCUCUACGGCUCUCUGGCUCAGCUGAUUCGCUGGGCCGACCAGGUGAUGCUGCAGGGCAUCGCCCACGGCAACAAGGAGUCUACGGAGAGCGUCACCACGGUGAUCAGGGCCGUGCUGGAUGGCGUCAAGGAACUGGUUCGAUUGGUUGCAGAGAGGCAAGAUAGCUCCACCCCCUUGUCUCCUGUCCAAUCACAGCCUGCCAUGGGACAGUCAGACAACCAGGAGACACCUGACAGGACAUGGACAAACAGGGAGGAGGAGACAGUUUUAGCUCCGCCCAAACCUCCAAUGCCGCUCCCAGAGCCCCUCCCCCCAGGCCAGAGAAGCCACCAUGGAGACGAGAGCCUGAAGUGGACAGACAGGUGUUUGCACGUGAUUCACGUUUUUAUUUACACGUUACCAUGGAAACAUGUUUCUAUUUUACAUAGUCUAAUUGUCUUUUAUUUUGAAACUCAAACCAGCCCACGGACUGGUUUUUUCCAUGAACACACCUUCUGUUUAAUAAUGUGUGUGUGUGUGUGCGUGUUUUCAGGAGUGGUGAGGACGACAGUUUUGAAGCGACGCUCUGCUCAGAACAAACUCUGUGAGGACGAUCCGGAUUACGACUUCCUCCUCACAGACCUGUCGUCCUCGGAGACGCUGCCCCCUUUGGCCCCCACCCUGCCAGAGAAGAGACGACGCAGCACCACAGGAAUGAACCUCUCUCAGACCCUUCCCUCCUUUGGAUUUGACUCCGCCCCUCCGGGUCAGAGCCCCGCCCACAGUGAUGUCAGUGGUGAUGAUGAAGCUGGCUCCUCCCUUCUGUCCCCCAGCAAGACUCCGCCUCCUCCCGAGAAGAAGCGACACAUCCAUCAGUACCUCCAGUUCUGUUCGUCCUACUCCGACCAAUCAGCUGUCAGUUUCUAUCAGAGGUACAACAGCAGGCAGCGGGACCAGCUGUCAGACUCUCACCUGGACACAGACUCCGCCCCCUCACCUGAGCAGCACUCAGCUCCUGCUCUACCACCGAAGAAGAAGCAGCAGGAUUCAGCAGAUACACAACCUGAAGAUCACAGCACAGACAGAUUCCAGCAGGAUCCAGGAGGAGCAGCGAGGAGCAGAGAGGAGGAGGUAGAGGAGAUGAUCCUGACCAACCAGCAGGAAAUCCUCCACAGAAUCACCAUGAAGGCUGAGGAGGAGGAGGGGCCAGACGUGAAGGCAGCCUCUCCUGAGAUCCUAUUGGUCCACGCCACAGCAGCACCAGUAAGCAAGCAGGACCUGUACUGUGAAGCCUUCCUCUGCACCUACAGGAGCUUCAUCGGCCCCAAUGACGUCAUCAGCAAACUGCAGCACCGGUACAGACACCUGUGUGACACACAAGAACCUUCAGCCGCCAGAAACACCUUUCACCUGCUGGACAGAGUGGUGAACGAACUCUGCGACACAGAGCUGGAGUCUGAUUUGCUGUCGCUGCUGAUGGACCUGGUGUUCAGCCUGCUGAUUGGUGGAGAGCUGGGACACGCCCACCAACUGCACUCCAACAUCCUGUCCAAAAUGGAGAAGAGGUGGCAGCUGAUUGGCUCUCCUCAGUCACUCCGCCCACUUGCUGCCAAAGGUGUGGCAGCCAGACCAGGAACUCUUCUGGACUUCAGGAGUCAGGAUUUAGCUGAACAGCUGACCCUGCUGGACUCUGAGCUCUUCUACAAGAUCCAGCUUCCAGAGGUGCUGCUGUGGUCGAAGGAGCAGAAUGAGGAGAAGAGUCCAAACCUGACAGAGUUCACUCAACACUUCAACAACGUCUCCUUCUGGGUUCGUUCAGUCAUCAUCCUUCAGGACAAACCUCAGGACCGAGAGAAGCUGCUGCUCAAGUUCCUAAAGAUCAUGAAGAACCUGAGAAAGUUGAACAACUUUAACUCGUAUCUGUCCAUCCUGUCAGCACUUGACUCCGCCCCCCUGCGACGCCUAGACUGGCAGAGAAGCACCUCUGAGGCUCUGGAGGACUUCAGCUCUUUGAUCGACAGUUCGUCUUCUUUCAGAGCCUACAGAGCAGCUCUGGCUGAGGUGGAACCUCCCUGUAUACCCUACCUGGGUUUGAUUCUUCAGGACUUGACCUUCGUCCACCUGGGGAAUCCUGACACCUUGAUGACAUCACAGGGUUCAAAGGUGAACUUUUCCAAACGCUGGCAGCAGUUCAACAUCCUGGAUACUCUGAGGAGCUACCAGCAAGUACGCUACUCUCUGCAGCCUGACGAUGACAUCAUUUCCUUCUUCAAUGACUUCAGCGAUCACCUGGCGGAGGAGGCGCUGUGGGAACUCUCCCUCAGGAUUCGCCCAAAGAACGCUCCUCGAGCCAAUCAGAGAUGAGCCACGAAGACACAGCAGCGUGUCACACAGCUGCCGACCAAUCAGAGACACCUCCACAAGGUAGCAGCAUGAAGACCAGGACAGGAACUGAGCUAACCUGUGCUAACAGAUAGCUAACUUAGGUGGACAUGCCUACUGCUCACCUGAACAGGAACCAAACGGCACUGGAGGAUCCUCAAACAGCAGAAGUAUAAACCUUAAUCAUGUUAGCAGGAUGCUAACCUUCUAAAAGUCAUCAGGAGAGUUUCAAUAGAACCAACUGGACGUCUCUUCAGGUUUCACCUUCAAGGUUUUUCUUCAGUUCUAAGAGACUGAUGGGAAUUUCAGGUGUUUAAAGUCCCUCCAGCUCACCUGGAUAAUAUCCUGUUCAUGACCAGGUGUGCACUGACAGAACAGCAUCGACUAGCAUGGAGCUAGGUGUGUGUAAAAGUGCUAGCUGGUGUUAGCCUGGUGCUAGCUGGUGUUAGCCAGUAGCCUGAUGAGUGGUGCUAGCUAGUGUUAGCCAGGGUUAGCUAGUAGCCUGAUGAGUGGUGCUGCAGGUGAACUCCUCUCUGGGAUCAUCGAUCAGUCAGAACUGAGGAAGAACCUUGAAGAAGGUGCAGAAUCUUCAGGAACUAAUCAAAGAAGCCGGUUACCAUCUGCUGAUGACAGUUUAAUUCGUCUACUUUCACCUGAUUGGUUGAAGUAGAAAAUUUUAGUAAUAAAUCUCAGCUUUCCA
Molecule: messenger RNA, 4239 nt
Organism: Acanthochromis polyacanthus (spiny chromis)
Lineage: Eukaryota; Metazoa; Chordata; Actinopteri; Pomacentridae
Product: rap guanine nucleotide exchange factor 1-like
Biological process (GO): positive regulation of GTPase activity; Ras protein signal transduction
Cellular component (GO): plasma membrane
Molecular function (GO): guanyl-nucleotide exchange factor activity
Source: RefSeq, a predicted model, not a curated record